AUGACUGACAUCGUCUCGAGUAUCCUCGGACCUCUCGCGGAGAAACUGGCUUCAUCGGCUGUUGAAGAAAUUCAGCUGGUAUGUGGCGUCAAGGAUGAUCAAGAGAAGCUCAAGAACACGCUAGAGAUGAUCCAGGAGGUGCUCGCCGAUGCUGAGCAGAAGCAAACAAAAAAUGAAGCUGUGAGGCGUUGGCUGUCGAAGCUUAAAGACUUCUGUUAUGAUGCUGAGGACGUACUAGACGAAUUCGAAGCCGUGGCAUUGUGGAGGCGAGCAAGGUCGACCGAGCGCUCGACCCUCAGAAGGAAGGUACGCUACUUGUCCUCGUGGCCAUCCAACUCGAUUUUCCAGUUUAAGAUGGCGCAUAAAAUGAAAGAGCUGAGAAAGAGACUCGAUGGGAUCAAUGAAGAGAAAACUCAGUUCAACUUGUUGAGUAAUGUUCAAGAAAAGACUAUAGUUCCGCGGAGGGAAACUCAUUCUUUUGUACCCGCUUCGAAUGUGAUUGGAAGAGAUGAAGAAAAGGAAAGGAUAAUAAAGUUGUUGAUAAGGUCAGAUGAUGGUGGAGCUGGAAAGAUAGCAGUCAUUCCGAUUCUUGGAAUGGGGGGUACCGGAAAGACCACUCUCGCUAAAUUGGUAUACAAUGAUGACAGUGUAAACGAACAUUUCGAUCACAAAGUUUGGUUAUCCAUGCCAGUAGAAUUCGAAGUUAAGAAGACAAUAAGAGACAUCAUCGAGUCCCUUGGAGACAAAGAAAAUAGUGAUAGACUUGAAAAGCUGCAAGAACGCCUAAGAGACCUCGUGAAGGACAAAAAGUGUUUGUUCGUAAUGGACGAUGUUUGGGAAAUGAGGAGGGAGGAUUGGGUGGGACUGAGAGAUUUGUUAGGGGGCGUUUCCGAAGGGAGUAAAGUCAUCGUGACUUCGCGGAUUAAAUCGAUCGCCGAAAUCAUGGGCACUGUCCCCCCGCUUCAUUUGGCCAACCUUUCAGAGGAGGAAUCUUUGACAUUGUUCGUGAAGUGCGCGUUCGACCAAGGGCAAGAGCAGAAUCACCCGGACCUUAUGGUGAUCGCCAAGGAAAUCGUGGGCAAGUGCGGGGGAAAUCCUCUGGCGGUGAAGACUUUGGGAUGCUUGUUGUAUUCACAGAAAAAGAACCGGGGCAACUGGGAACGCGUAAGAGAUAGUGAGACGUGGCAAUUACCAAAUGACACGUUAACUUCACUGAGAAUAAGCUACGAUCUAAUGCCGUCUUACUUGAAACGAUGUUUCGCUUAUUGCUCGAUAUUCCUGAAGAACCAGGAGUUCUUCAACCUCGAUCUGAUCCAACUGUGGAUCUCCAACGGGUUUAUCCAAUCCGGCGGAAAUAACCAGGAGCUGGAAGAGAUUGGACGGCAGUACUUGGAGGAGCUGUGGUCGAGAUCCUUCUUCGAUGUUGUCAUGGAAGACUAUCCGUUUCUGAGCUUCCGAAUGCACGACCUCAUUCACGAGCUUGCCAUUUCUGUGGCACAAACCGAAUCGUCCAACAUGAAAGUGCGUGCACAGGAUAUUUCCCCGACGACUCGGCAUGUAUCAUUUCCGGACCCACCUCUUCUACCAAAAGAUGAAGUAAGCCGCUGCUUGAGCAAACUCAGCGGCGUUCGUACCAUCUUCUUGUCUGAAAGGGGUUCCUCUGGGGAGUUCUUUCUGGAGAGGUGCAUUUCGCGAUUCAAGCACUUGCGAGUGCUAUGGCUAGAGGAGUCUAGCUUCGACCAGCUGCCUAGUUCCAUUGGCGGUCUAAAGCAUUUGAGGUGUCUUAGUUUACGCUGCAACUUCAAUAUCAAGAAACUCCCCAAAUCGAUCUGCGAGCUUCGCAAUCUGCAGUGCUUAGACCUUGUCGGGUGCACGGAACUCGAGGAAUUGCCUGCAGACAUGAAGAACAUGAUCAGCCUCCGCGUUUUGUGGAUAAACACGAAACAGCAGCGUCUCCCGGAGAGUGGAAUAGGAUGCUUGACCUCUCUGCGGUGGCUCUCCAUUGGAGGGUGCGAUAAUUUGGAGGCCUUGUUCGAUGAUAUCCAAUCGCUCACGUCGCUCCGUAAGUUGCUCAUUACAUUUUGUCCGAAGUUGGCCUCCUUACCACAAGGCAUCAAGAAUCUGAAGGCAUUGGAGGAUCUCUGGAUUGUCGAUUGCGAGAACUUGAGGCUGCCAGAAGGCGAAAGUAACGAGCCAAGCUCCAUGUCGAGGCUUCUAUCCAUCAGAUUCAAGGGAUUACCGGAACUAGUUUCUUUCCCAGGGUGGCUCGAAGGUUCUACAAGUACGCUGGAGAGGAUAAGAAUUGAGGAUUGUCCCAACUUGAGUGAAUUGCCCGAGUGGCUGCAAAAUUGUUCUUCUCUGAGAGAACUGGAGAUUAAGAAAUGUCCUGGGUUGACCUCCUUACCACAAGGCAUCAAGAAUCUGAAGGCAUUGGAGGAUCUCUGGAUUGAAGACUGCGACAGCUUGAGGCUGCCAGAAGGCGAAAGUAACGAGGCAAGCUCCAUGUCGAGGCUUCAAACCAUCAGAUUCAAGGGAUUACCGGAACUAGUUUCUUUCCCCGGGUGGCUCGAAGGUUCUGCAAGUACGCUGCAGAAGAUAAGAAUUGAGGAUUGUCCCAAAUUGAGUGAAUUGCCCGAGUGGCUGCAAAAUUGUUCUUCUCUGAGGAGAAAAGUGGAGAUUAAGGAAUGUCCUGGGUUGACCUCUAUACCAGAUGGCGUUCGCCGCAUUGCCACGUUGACAGAGCUGCGGAUAAUUGAUUGCGAGGGAAUUGAGCAGGGCAGCGACGUUGAAGAAGAAGAUAAUAGCGAAUAA
This is a messenger RNA of Rhodamnia argentea, 2811 nucleotides long. Its product is annotated as putative disease resistance protein RGA1. Gene Ontology annotation, molecular function: ADP binding. NCBI's taxonomy places the organism in Eukaryota, Viridiplantae, Streptophyta, Magnoliopsida, Myrtales, Myrtaceae. The record is from RefSeq and is a predicted model, not a curated record. The transcript has a single exon. Gene Ontology annotation, biological process: defense response to fungus. The coding region runs from base 1 to 2811 and encodes 936 amino acids.